Molecule: messenger RNA, 3256 nt
Organism: Hydra vulgaris (swiftwater hydra)
Lineage: Eukaryota; Metazoa; Cnidaria; Hydrozoa; Anthoathecata; Hydridae
Product: plasma membrane calcium-transporting ATPase 3
Biological process (GO): regulation of cytosolic calcium ion concentration; calcium ion transmembrane transport
Cellular component (GO): plasma membrane; intracellular membrane-bounded organelle
Molecular function (GO): ATP binding; P-type calcium transporter activity; ATP hydrolysis activity
Source: RefSeq, a predicted model, not a curated record
AUCAAGUUAAAAAUAAUAAUGGGUGACUAUGAUGAUAAAGUUAAAUUAGCUGAUGCUUUUGAAGUUGGUAUUGACGAAAGUGAUGUUUGUGAUAAAAUACGGUAUUCAGUCACCUGUCAAGAAUUAGUUGAACUAAUGAAGAGAAAUGAUACAUCAGUUGCAAUUAAUGAAAAGUUUAACGGUAUUAGUGGUCUUGUAAAAGCUUUAAAUAGUUCUGUUAGUCAAGGUCUUUUAGGUACCCAUUCUGAUAUUGAAGAUCGAAAAAAAAAAUUUGGUAGAAAUUAUAUUGAAACAAGACCUCCAAAAACAUUUCUGAGUCUAGUUUGGGAAGCACUUAGAGAUCCAAUACUUAGAAUAUUAUCUGUUUGUGCAAUAAUAUCUUUUGUGCUUGGAAUGGUUAUUGAUAAUGUUAAAACUGGCUGGAUUGAAGGUUUUGCUAUUUUGGUUGCUGUUGCUAUAUGUUCACUUGUUGCUGCUCUGAAUGACUGGCAAAAAGAAAAACAAUUUAGACAACUACAGAAUAAGAUUGAUGAUGAGCAAGUUGUAAAUGUAUUACAAAGUGGAGAUAUUGUUAAACAAAAAGUUAGUGAGCUUGUAGUUGGUGAUAUUUGUUUCCUGAAUUAUGGGGAUUUAAUUCCAGCUGAUGGAAUUUUACUUCAUGCAAAUGAUCUAAAAGUGGAUGAAAGUUCGUUAACAGGGGAGUCAAAUUUAGUAAAAAAGAAUUUAAAUUAUCCAGCAUUGUUUUCUGGUACAUUUGUUAUGGAAGGCAGUGGUAAAUAUAUUAUUACAGCUGUUGGAAUUAAUUCUAAGUCAGGUAGUAUAAUGCUGUUAUUAGGAGCUGCUGAAAAAACUAAUGAAGUGCAUAUAGAAAUAGAUGAAUCUACUGAAGAAGUAAAAACUUCGAAAAAUCAAAAUAAAGAGAAAGAAAAAUCUAUUUUGCAAAUCAAAUUAACAAAGUUGGCCGUAUUAAUUGGAUGGAUUGGUGUAGCUGCUGGCAUAAUUACUGCGUUUGUUAUUAUUUUAAGAUUUUGUAUUCAAACAUAUGCUGUAGAAAAAAAACCUUGGGAUAAAAAACAUUUGAUAGAUUUUCUUCAUGCUAUUAUUGUUGGAAUAACAAUUAUGGUUGUUGCAAUCCCUGAAGGUUUGCCACUUGCUGUAACAAUAUCCUUAACAUAUUCUAUCAAAAAAAUGUUACUUGACAAUAAUUUAGUGCGUCAUUUGACUGCUUGUGAGACAAUGGGAAAUGCAACUGUAAUUUGUUCAGAUAAAACAGGCACUUUAACAACAAAUCGAAUGACUGUUGUUGAAAGUUACAUGCAAUGUACUCAUUUUAAUGGAACUCCAAUGAUUAAUGCUCUUGACAGUAGUUUUUUAGAACUUUUUUGUCAAUCUGUCUCCAUUAAUAGCAACUCGGGAUCACAAAUAAAACCUUCAGAAACACCUAAUGGAUUUCCCAAUCAAGUUGGUAAUAAAACAGAAUGUGCUUUACUUGCCUUUGUUUUGGAACUUGGUAAAACAUAUCAAACUUAUCGCGAUGAAGUUCCUCAAGAAAAGUUUGUGCGUGUAUAUACUUUUAAUUCCUUGCGUAAAUCUAUGUCAACAGUUAUUAAUAAGCCUGAGGGUGGUUAUCGAAUGUUCUCUAAAGGUGCUUCUGAAAUACUUUUAAAACAAUGCAAUAGAAUAGUGAAUAAAAAUGGAAGCAUUGAGAAUUUUGAUCAAGAACAAAAAGAAAAUCUAAAAGAUACUGUGAUUAAAGAUAUGGCUUCUAAUGGAUUAAGAACUAUUUGCGUUGCUUAUAAAGACUUUUCUUCUGAGCAAGCAGCAGUUGAUUGGGAAGAUGAAUCAAAUGUUUUAUCUGACUUAAUAUGUUUAGCAAUAGUAGGAAUUGAGGAUCCUGUCAGACCAGAGGUUCCAAAUGCUGUUAGACAAUGUCAAAGUGCUGGAAUCACUGUUUUAAUGGUUACAGGUGAUAACAUUAACACAGCUCGAUCUAUUGCACUUAAAUGUGGUAUACUUGAAAAAAAUAGUGAUUUCUUGGUUAUUGAAGGAAGAGAGUUUGACUCAAAGAUAAGAGACAAUAAAGGAAAGAUUCAACAAGAGCUUAUAGAUAAUAUAUGGCCAAGAAUUCGUGUAAUGGCACGAUCAUCACCUGAAGAUAAGUAUAACCUUGUUAAAGGUAUAAUUGAUAGUAAACUAAGCAAAUCUAGGGAAAUUGUUGCUGUCACUGGUGAUGGUACUAAUGAUGGUCCAGCUCUCAAGAAAGCAGAUGUUGGGUUUGCAAUGGGAAUUCAAGGAACAGAAGUAGCAAAAGAGGCAUCUGAUAUCAUUCUGACAGAUGAUAAGUUUACAAGUAUUGUAAAAGCUGUUAUGUGGGGAAGAAAUGUUUAUGAUAGUAUUUCUAAGUUUAUUCAGUUUCAAUGUACAGUAAAUUUUGCUGCAAUAUGGAUUUCAAUAAUUGGCUCAAUUGUUUUAUCAGUAAGCCCUUUAAGUGCCAUGCAGCUGCUAUGGAUAAAUUUAAUUAUGGAUUCAUUUGCCUCACUUGCUCUUGCAACUGAACAUCCUACAGUUGAACUUUUAAAACGUAAGCCAUACGGACGCACUAAAUCUCUUAUUUCUCAUUCAAUGAUUCGCUUUAUACUUGGCCAUGGAUUCUAUCAACUUAUCAUUAUUCUAAUUAUUACCUUUCGUGGUCAUAUCUUGUUUGACAUUCAAUAUGGUUUCACUAAUCCUCAUAUACCAUCACAACAUUUAACUAUCUUAUUCAAUACAUUUGUUAUGUUGCAAAUCUUUAAUGAAAUUAAUGCAAGAAUGGUGCAUGGUGAACGUAAUGUUUUCAAAAACAUUUUUGAAAACAAACUUUUUAGUAUCAUAGUCAUUGGAACAGUUAUUGUGCAGAUGAUUCUUGUUGAGUUUGGUGGUAGCGCUCUAGCUGUUCAUCCUUUAAGUAUUGAUCAGUGGUUUUGGUGCAUAUUUCUUGGAUUUAGUGAACUUUUAUGGGGACAAGUAAUAAUAACUAUGCCGAAGUUUGCCAAAAAAAUUUUUCAUAAUUUAUUUCGAUAGGAAGUUUAAAAAAAAUUUUAAUAGGGUAUUUUUUAAAUGAAUUUUUUUUUUCUUUUUUCACAUUUUUUUUAUUUAUUUAUUUUUCAUUUCGGUUAUUUAUAAUUUUUAAACUUAAAAUUACGAUGACGCAAUUUUAUUUGAAGUUUGUUUCUAUCAUUUUACCUACAGAUUUUUAUUACACAGUUUUUAGAGUUGU